Messenger RNA from Vicia villosa (hairy vetch), 709 nucleotides. Its product is annotated as uridine/cytidine kinase UKL1, chloroplastic-like. The record is from RefSeq and is a predicted model, not a curated record. The coding region runs from base 92 to 646 and encodes 184 amino acids. Gene Ontology annotation, molecular function: kinase activity; ATP binding. The transcript is spliced from 6 exons. NCBI's taxonomy places the organism in Eukaryota, Viridiplantae, Streptophyta, Magnoliopsida, Fabales, Fabaceae. Gene Ontology annotation, cellular component: chloroplast; cytoplasm.
UAAAGCCCCAAAAGCAUACGUAUAUAUAAGAGCGUUCUUCGUAGAAGCUAGAAUCGCAGUAACUUCACUGAUUACCGCAUUCGCCUUCGUAAUGGACUCUCCCUCCGGCGCGCACUUCUCCGGCUGGCGUCCUUCGUCCAUUUCUUCAUCUUCUUCUCACAGCGUCUUCCUCAUCGGAGUGUCCGGAGGUACUGCAUCGGGGAAAACCACUGUGUGUGACAUGAUUAUUCAACAACUGCAAGAUCAUAGAGUUGUUCUAGUUAAUCAGGAUUCGUUUUAUCGUGGUUUAACUAAAGAUGAGUUGAAACGCGAUCAUGAGUAUAAUUUUGAUCAUCCUGAUGCAUUUGAUACCGAGCAACUUGUAGAAACACUCAUCAAACUUAAAUCUGGGCAGUCUGUUCAGGUUCCUGUUUAUGAUUUUAAGCUUCACCAGAGAGCUUCUGAUAGAUACCAACAGGUCAAUGCAUCUGAAGUAGUUAUUUUGGAGGGUAUAUUGGUUUUUCACGAACAACGUGUCCGCGACUUGAUGAAUAUGAAGAUAUUUGUUGAUGCAGAUCCUGAUGUAAGGCUUUCCCGGAGAAUAAGACGAGAUACGGUUGAGAGGGGUAGAGAUGUGCACUCUGUACUGGAACAAGCAAGACUUUAAUCUUUUGUAUAUUAUAACUUCAUCAUAUGUCAGGAAUUCAGGACUCAAAGUAUUAUUUGUAAA